UGAUUAGAAUUUGCAUUAUAGCCCCUCAUUUAUUUUCUCUUUAGGAAAAUGUUCUAACCAGCGGUCAUUUGAAAUUGGACCGUGGCAAGUGAAUGUAACAUAAUACGCUCCUUAAAAAAAAUAAUCCGAAUAUAAAUUCUAAUAAACGGAAAUAGAAAACAAGAAAAAAGUAUUUAAAACAAAUUUAUCUAAUAUUUAACAAAAUGUUCAAUAAAUUGUAUGAAUAUGUUUUAAUAUUUUCGGUAAUAGUUUCGAUUAAAAUCAGAAUCAUAAAAAGCUUGCAAACGGAACACUACAUUUUAGAACGUGAAUACCCAUUGGAGAGGCAUCGCAUUAAAACCGAAGAUGGCUACAUUUUAACGGUACACCGAAUACCGCAUUCACCCGAACACUCCCCACACCACAUAAUACACCCUCAAUUUUCUCACCUCAGCGGCGACUACAAUCGUUAUUUGCCCAGUCGCAAACCAGUCAUUCUAUUACAACAUGGUUUCGGUCUUAGCUCAGAAGGUUGGGUAUUGCCAGACCGAGAAAUUGCCUUGGCCUAUCAACUGGCCGAUGCUGGUUUCGAUGUGUGGCUGGGUAAUCAACGUGGAAAUUCGUAUUCGCGACAGCACACCCACAUCGAUACGAAAACGGAUGAUUUUUGGAAUUUUUCAUUUCAUGAAAUUGGCUACUAUGACUUGGCGGCAGUUUUUGAUUAUAUGAUGGUGAAGACGAAUAAUUCGGGAGUUCAUUAUGUGGGAUAUAGUCAGGGUACCACGUGUCUGUUGGUCUUGUUGGCAUCGAGACCGGAAUAUAGGGAAAAGGUUAAGUCGGCUCAUUUGUUGGCACCCGUGGCGUAUAUGAAAAAUAUGAAGGUACCUUUGGUCCAGUGGGCAAGUGAAAAAAUUCUGCACUAUGGAGAGAUGUUGGUGAAUUUUCUGGGUCAUAAUGGUGUUAUGCGUUAUCAUCAUUUACCGUUCUAUCGCACACUUUGUAAUUGGGCAUGUGGUGAGGGAUCGAGUUUGCAGAAUGUUUGUCGCAUGGUGUUUGCUUAUUUCGGUGGCCCAGGCAUGGGUAAUAUUAAACAGUCCGUCCUAUCCGAUGUCUGUGCCGCCCAGCCGGCUGGUGCCUCCAUCAAACAAAUUCUCCACUUCAUACAAGUCUAUGUAAAGGGUAAAUUCCAACAAUAUGACUACGGACAGCAACACAACCAGCUGCACUACAAACAAUCAACGCCACCCGCUUAUGAUAUUAGCAGCAUUACGAACUGUGUCCAUCUGUAUUACGGGGUAACCGAUCAUUUGGCUGACGGCGAAGAUGUCCAGAGAUUAGCCAAACGCUUGCCCUGUGCCGUUGUACAGCCCAUCAGCGAUGAUGAUGAUAAAUGGAAUCAUUACGAUUUCUUGUGGUCCAAGGAUGCUAAGGAGUUAAUAAACGAACGCAUCAUUCGGGUGGUAAGGGAGAGUGAAAGUAAAUAAGGCUAUGGAGUGAUGGUGUGGUGCCCUUUUUCUUUGGUGAUAUUAUAUUUUAAGAAUGCCUAGUAGAAGUAUUUUGUAUUAUGCGGCCUCAACCCCCCUCUCAAGAUGACUGAUAUAUAUUAAGUGUUUUUUUUAGCAUUAUGUCUAAGUUGUUGUUAUGUGUAGAAAAAUAAAUUCAUAGUUUUUUU
Musca domestica (house fly) is the source of this 1651-nucleotide messenger RNA. RefSeq names its product lipase 3. The record is from RefSeq and is a predicted model, not a curated record. Gene Ontology annotation, molecular function: hydrolase activity, acting on ester bonds. The coding region runs from base 204 to 1463 and encodes 419 amino acids. The transcript has 3 exons. Lineage: Eukaryota; Metazoa; Arthropoda; Insecta; Diptera; Muscidae.